AUGCAGGGCCAUGAAUCGGUGUAUAGGAAUAAGGCGCUACAACUGGGAAGCCCGGCACUUCUGAAGAUCAGUCUAUCUAGUCCGUCCGUUAUGGAGGAAAUGCAUCGCGGUGGGAGGACUCCAACCUGCCCCCUGUCGGGGAAGGACGUGGAUAAAACCGAAGAUAUUCAGGAACCCAAAGGCGUCUGUGGAUCUGGUACAUUUCACACCCGCUGA
Messenger RNA from Protopolystoma xenopodis, 216 nucleotides. Lineage: Eukaryota; Metazoa; Platyhelminthes; Monogenea; Polystomatidea; Polystomatidae. The record is from the annotation of a GenBank genome assembly.